Molecule: messenger RNA, 2427 nt
Organism: Diabrotica virgifera virgifera (western corn rootworm)
Lineage: Eukaryota; Metazoa; Arthropoda; Insecta; Coleoptera; Chrysomelidae
Gene: kn
Product: transcription factor collier
Exons: 15
Coding region: 297-1946 (549 amino acids)
Biological process (GO): regulation of transcription by RNA polymerase II
Molecular function (GO): DNA-binding transcription factor activity, RNA polymerase II-specific; RNA polymerase II cis-regulatory region sequence-specific DNA binding
Source: RefSeq, a predicted model, not a curated record
CCUUACUCCGUGCUGGAACUCUCGCGAGAUAUCAAAACAACGUUGGUACAAAGUGUGCGGGUGAGUUUUUAAGACUUAAGGAGUGAGUGGCCGUUAAGGCAGGACUUCGUGAAGCGUCUUGGAAAACUGUCAAGACGAGGUCGGACGAGGGACAUCCUGUGGAGCGCGGUUACCCGACGGCGUCUCCUUGGCCUGCACUUUCCCUAACGGCUCACGAACUGGACCCUGUGGCAGCCGCGUGGGGACGGAAACUCUACCCAGGUACGGGUACAUCCAGAGUUGCCGGUCCUGGUCUGAUGUUCGGUCUGCAUCAUCAUCAAGAUGCUACCGGGCUACACCACCACCAUCAACCACGUGGUCCUAGUCUCAAAGAGGAGCCACUUUCAACAGCCCGGUCCUGGAUGCAAGGAACCGUUUCGGAUCAAAAUGGGUCUCAAGUAGGCCGGGCUCAUUUUGAGAAACAGCCGCCCAGCAAUCUGCGGAAAUCGAAUUUUUUCCACUUCGUCAUCGCUCUCUACGACCGUGCCGGUCAGCCGGUGGAAAUCGAGCGAACGGCUUUCAUCGGCUUCAUCGAAAAGGACCAGGAAGCUGAUGGACAAAAAACCAAUAAUGGAAUCCAGUAUAGGCUGCAACUUUUAUUCGCCAAUGGUGUUCGACAAGAGCAGGAUAUCUACGUCAGACUAAUCGACUCCGUCACAAAACAGGCCAUCAUCUACGAGGGCCAGGACAAAAAUCCGGAAAUGUGUAGGGUGUUGCUGACACACGAAAUUAUGUGCAGUCGGUGUUGUGACAAAAAGAGUUGCGGAAACCGAAACGAAACACCCUCAGAUCCUGUGAUAAUAGACCGAUUUUUCCUUAAGUUUUUUCUCAAGUGUAACCAGAAUUGUUUGAAAAACGCUGGAAAUCCAAGAGACAUGCGAAGGUUUCAAGUUGUGAUAUCAACGCAAGUAGCUGUAGAUGGACCUCUCUUAGCCAUAUCUGACAAUAUGUUUGUACAUAAUAACUCAAAACACGGGAGGCGAGCGAAAAGGCUGGAUCCUACUGAAGGCCAAUUUCCAGGACUGUACCCACCCCUUCCAGUGGCCACCCCCUGCAUAAAGGCCAUCAGUCCCAGCGAAGGAUGGACGGCGGGAGGAUCGACAGUUAUUAUAGUGGGAGAUAACUUCUUUGAUGGACUACAAGUCGUUUUUGGCACUAUGCUCGUUUGGAGUGAGUUGAUAACGCCGCAUGCAAUACGAGUCCAAACGCCGCCACGUCAUAUACCUGGAGUAGUAGAAGUAACGUUAUCCUAUAAAUCAAAACAGUUUUGUAAAGGAGCGCCUGGACGAUUUGUUUAUGUUUCUCUUAAUGAACCUACUAUUGACUAUGGCUUCCAAAGACUACAAAAACUUAUACCCAGACAUCCCGGAGAUCCGGAAAAAUUACCUAAAGAAAUUAUCCUCAAGAGAGCAGCAGACUUAGCGGAGGCGCUUUACUCCAUGCCUCGAAACAAUCAAUUAUCAUUGUCGGCGCCGAGGUCUCCCACCAUGGGUAACAACGGUAUGACGUCCACAUUCAAUGCGUAUACGGGUCAACUGGCUGUCAGCGUUCAAGACAACGGAAACGAAGACUACGGGGGGCGGACACAAAGUAGUAGCGUAUCACCGCGCGGUGGUGGCUACUGCUCCAAUGCAUCAACACCUCAUUCUUCAAAUGGAGGCGGUUCAUACGCGGGUGGAGGUGGAGGAAGCAACAUUAACGGAGGUUACGGAGGAACAACACCUACAAGUACCACUUCACAACUCUCCAACAUGCUGCCAGGAUCUCCUUCAGCUGGAAUAUUUAACUCCACACCAAGAAUGAGUUUAGUCUCCUCGCCAUUCGCCUCAAUGAACCCCUUCGCUCUUCCGACAUGCAACUCGCAAAGCUACGGCUCUUCGACAGCGCUCGUUGGCUCGAGCAAGUAGCCCGAGGUAUGUCCUGCCAGUCCCAACACCCCCCAUAGUAACGUUUCGUCUCCCCAAGACGUCGCCAGUGCAAUGUACUCCGCAUAACGCGUACCAAAGACUUUAGUUGUAGAUGUCAACGAAAAAUUGAAUAUCGGUAGAGGAUUGGUUGGUAUUUUUGGGUUGAACUUUUUUGAUAUAUAAUUCGUGUCUAAUUCUUUUGAACUUUUUGUUGUCAAAAGAUUAUUUAUUGAAAUUUACCGUUUUAUAUCAACAAUUUUUGUUAACUAGCAGUUGACUUAAUAAAAAAAAGUAUCUGAACAUAUAUAUCAAAUUUUUUUAAAUUUUAUUUAAAUUUUUCUUACCUACACCCGAGAGGGUAGAAGGUCUAAAGAUUAUAUAUAUAAUUUUUUUAAGAAAAGAGGAAAGUUCCAGAUAGAAAAUUCACUAUUAAAAUACAUAAUAGUAAAUAAUUUGGAAAGUAAAAUUUAAUAAAAAAUUU